Molecule: messenger RNA, 723 nt
Organism: Arabis nemorensis
Lineage: Eukaryota; Viridiplantae; Streptophyta; Magnoliopsida; Brassicales; Brassicaceae
Source: the annotation of a GenBank genome assembly
AUGCUCUCUUGUCUCGUCCAAAUCUUUGAGGUUUUUCAGGUGGUUAUUGCCUCCGUUACAUCUGUAGUCUUGUUAGCGUUCGCCGGUCUAACCCUUGGUGGCUCAAUCGUGGCAUUAGUCGUAGUCACACCGCUUUUUGUGAUAUUCAGUCCGAUUCUUGUACCAGCAACUGUAGCUACUACUCUCCUAGCCACCAAUUUAACGGGCGGUGCUUUCAUAGGAGUGACGGCAAUUGCUCUCAUUAUUUGGCUCAUUAAACAUAGAAUGGGGGUGAAACCGAAGGAUAAUCCACCGCCAAAAGGAGCUCCACCGCCUGCCGGAGCAUGUAAACCGGCCGGAGGGCCAGCAGAUACACCGGCUGGAGGACCAUCAGAUAAACCGGGCAAAGGAUCCGGAGAUAAACCGGCUGGAGGGCCCGGAGAUAAACCGAGUGGAGGACCUGGAGAUAAACCGGGCACAGGAUCCGGAGAUAAACCGGCUGGAGGGCCCGGAGAUAAACCGAGUGGAGGACCCGGAGAUAAACCGGCUGGAGGACCCGGACAUAAACCGGGUGGAGGACACGAACAGAAACCGGCUGGAGGACCCGGACAUAAACCGGGUGGAGGACACGAACAGAAACCGGCAGGAGGACCCGGAGAUAAACCGAGUGGAGGACACGAACAUAAACCGGCUGGAGCACCCGGGGAUAAACCGGCAGAAGGGAAAACACCCCCGGCAUGGUAG